Molecule: messenger RNA, 2014 nt
Organism: Geodia barretti
Lineage: Eukaryota; Metazoa; Porifera; Demospongiae; Tetractinellida; Geodiidae
Source: the annotation of a GenBank genome assembly
CAACUCGUGCUGCCAGAGAGAGCGACAUAAAAGGAAGAUGAGAGGCUGGGCGGUGGAUAGAAGUUGGCUUCGGCCUGCGUUCAUACAUUUUCACGCUAGCGCCAAGGGCUGAUGGCUAAGAAGACGCUCGCAGCGUUCCUGAUCUACGCUAUUCUGUUCACCACCGUGUUCGUCCUCCUCUACCCGUUCCUGGUAGACGACGGACGGGUAUCGGGGCAGCACAUCCGCCAUGAGGAGAUCAUCGUGGGGAGACCCAGUAAGGCGGUCCACAUACCGAACGCCGUGGAGCAGAGGCAGGUGUUGGGGCUGUACGAGGACAGCCGGAGUCUCUCCGCGUCGCAACGAGAUUCUCCGCUGGUGGCCGCCUUCGAGCCGCAUCCGAUGGAGGAACCUCAGCAGGUUCCAGAGCUCCCCAUCGUCCAAGACUGUCCGUAUAUUCCAAAACCACUAAUGAAGUAUGUUCCGGCCCACCAUUCCGUUCCUCUGACUAACGAAGAGAAGUUGCUUGCCAUGUGCAGGCAGUCCAAAGUUGUCUCUCUUGAAGACCUAUUCACUGAAACGAUGGUGCGAACACUCUCCAAGAUUGGCGAGGGUGCGUUUGCCGAUGUCUACGGCUGCCAAGGAGAUGACUGGAGAAAACUGGCACUAAAGAUCCUGCCAGUGGGCGGAGACAUGAAGUACAACGACGAGGAACAGAACUCCCUCAAAUCCAUCCAGCCAGAAAUGGUUGUGACCCUGGAGCUGUCGUUGCUAGGAGACCCGUCUAGACUGGAGGACAAAAGAUUUCCUCACUAUACCAAGAACUUUAUGCAAGUGGAAAGAGCGGCUUAUUGUGAGGGGAAAUUUCCAGAGUUCAUGUUAGAUGCCUGGGACGAGUAUGACUACAGAAAGGACUCUGACAAUGAUAGACCAGAUAUUUUCGGGCCCAAACAGCAGUACAUAGCCUUCUUGCUGGAGAAUUCUGGGAUGCAAGUGGGCAGCUAUGUGUACCAUUCGUUUGAAGAAGCUCUGAGCAUCUUGAGGCAAGUCACUCUCUCACUUGCAAUUGCAGAAGAGGCACUGCAGUUUGAGCAUCGCGACAUGCACAGGGGUAACGUUCUGGUGAAGAGGACAAAGGAAGAGUUCAUAUAUUUCAGGUUCAACAACAAAGACUACCACAUCAAGACUUACGGUGUACAAGCCACCAUCGUCGACUUUACCCUCUCCAGAGUCACCCAGAAAGAGAGCCAUUGCCUCAGUCACUUGGACCUCAACAACCUCCCCUGGCUAUUCAAGGGAAAGGGAGACAUUCAGUUUGACGUCUACCGCAGCAUGAAGAACGCCACAAAGUCAGAGUGGCACAAGUUCACUCCCUUCACCAACGUGCUGUGGGUCAACUACCUCACAGUCAAGACCAAGAUCAAGGGAAGCUGAAGGGAAUUCACACCAAGGUCUGGGAGGCCAAGUUCAAACCCUAUCUCCGGAACAUUCUAAAGUACACAUCAGUAAAGGACGUGUUUUUGAACAUCUUCAACCCAGAUAAGCCUCUGCGGUACCACGCCCCGCGGAGUGAAUCCAGCAAACCUCGUCCUGCAGCUGCCCUCUAGGAGCUAAUGGAGGCUUAUGUGUAGUUUUUCAUCAUCAUCUAUUAAUAGACCGUCUCCCUUUCUAUCUUCAUUCAGCAUUAGAAUCACUGAUGUUUUUCAUCCCAUUCACUCACGGGUCACUUCAUUUCACAGCAAUUCUAAUUUUGUAACUUAUUUAAAUGAAAAGGUGUUAUUGUAUCACACUACAAUACAAUCUGCAACCACAAUCCAAUAUAUUUCUGCACAAGACACAAGGAACAUAAUGGUAUAUAUAGUAUGACAAUGAACAAUUCUUCUUCAGCAGAACAAUAGUUUUUUUAAAACACUAACCGUUCUACAUACACAGUAGCAUUGUUGUAUAUACAUACAGUGAAUUAAUGGUCCAUUCCAGCUCCUGAAGGCAGGGACUAAAGCUGGGUCAGACUUGAACUCCCUCUAAUUGCCCCACU